Messenger RNA from Vicia villosa (hairy vetch), 1907 nucleotides. Its product is annotated as protein neprosin-like. The transcript has 11 exons. Lineage: Eukaryota; Viridiplantae; Streptophyta; Magnoliopsida; Fabales; Fabaceae. The record is from RefSeq and is a predicted model, not a curated record. Bases 1 to 1803 code for a protein of 600 amino acids.
AUGAUUGAAAGAGAUGGAUCAAAAGAAAAGGAUGUGAUUUCAAAAAAGAUUAUUGAUAAAGACCAUGAACUUAAGCUAAAAGAAAAUCGCGAAGAAUUUUACCCAUCUUCUCAUAAGAACAAGACUUGCAUCCCAAUUUUGGUAUCAACCGGCUCACCCACAGGAACAAGAAAAUUGUUUGAAUGUUUAAAGCCUCGUGAACUUACUGACCAAGAGCUGCAUUCAUUGGAAGGCAUGGAAUAUUCAGACUGGUUUAAAGUUACUCUUGAUGGAUUUAAGGGGCAAAUCCUUGCAAUGAAUUUUGACAAUGAUGAUACACUUUUAGCUGGAGCUGAGGAUCAUAAAAUUCAAACCACUAUUCUUUCUUUCUCUCUCAAUCACUCACUCACUCUUUUCUUGGUAAUUGUUCUGUUUAGAAUCAGAAUCGACAUGAAGGAAUACUCAGUUUCCUGCAAAAGACAUAGCAAACACCACACUAAAAGACAACACCAUGUUGUCUCAAAACAACCAUCUGCACAAAACCAUUCUCUCAUAUUGUCCACUUCCCAAAACAUUCCACCUAUGCUACCUGCUUUUGUUUCUUUGCUACUUCUUCUUACUUCAAUUACACCAUCACUUUCUCAUCACACCAUUGUCUCACAUUCUACUCACCACUCAAAGACUAACCAAACUUUCAAACCAAGUCAAGAGUUUCUCAAGUUAAGCAGAAUCAGAACUCAUCUCAAGAAAAUCAAUAAGCCUCCUGUCAAAACAAUUCAGAGUCCAGAUGGUGAUUUGAUAGAUUGUGUUUUAUCUCAUCAACAACUAGCUUUUGAUCAUCCUAAGCUUAAAGGGCAUAGACCAUUGAAUCCACCAGAAAGGCCAAAGGGAUACAAAAACAAUGGAGAAAAUGUUAGUGAGAUGUUUCAGCUUUGGGCUGAUUCCGGUGAAGCGUGUCCCGAAGGAACGGUUCCGAUCAGAAGAACAACAGAAGAGGAUAUUCUUAGAGCAAGUUCUAUCCAAAGAUUUGGAAGAAAGCCAAAACCUGUGAAGAAAGAUUCAACUAGUAGUGAUCAUGAGCAUGCAAUUCUUUUUGUAAAUGGAAACCAAUACUUUGGAGCAAAGGCAAACAUAAAUGUGUGGACACCACAAGUAACAAAUGGAUAUGAAUUUAGUUUGUCACAAAUAUGGGUUAUUGCUGGCUCUUUUGGUAAUGAUCUCAAUACCAUAGAAGCUGGUUGGCAGGUAAGUCCAGAACUAUAUGGAGACAAAUAUCCAAGGUUCUUCACUUAUUGGACUACAGAUGCAUAUCAAACAACUGGAUGCUACAACUUACUAUGUUCAGGUUUUAUCCAAACAAACAACAAAAUCGCAAUAGGAGCAGCAAUCUCUCCCAUUUCAGCUUAUAACAAUAAACAGUUUGAUAUUGGCAUAAUGAUUUGGAAGGAUCCAAAGCAUGGACACUGGUGGUUGGAAUAUGGUUCAGGACUGUUAGUUGGAUAUUGGCCAGCAAGCAUGUUUAGUCACUUGAGGAAUCAUGCAAGCAUGGUACAGUUUGGUGGAGAGAUUGUGAAUACACGUUCUAAGGGUUACCACACUGGGACUCAAAUGGGGAGUGGACACUUUGCAGAAGAAGGGUUUAGAAAAGCUGCUUAUUUUAGAAACUUACAAGUGAUUGAUUGGGAUAAUAACUUGCUUCCUCUAGCUAAUAUUCAUGAGUUGGCUGAUCAUUCAAGUUGUUAUGAUAUUAGGCAGGGGAAUAGUAAUGCUUGGGGGACUUAUUUUUAUUAUGGAGGUCCUGGAAGGAAUGUAAAAUGCCCAUGAAAAAAAGUCACACUUGUUGUAUGAUAUAUUAUAGCCUUCUUUGUUACAUAUUUUGUAUUCCUCAUCAUUGUACUCCUUCUAAUUAUAAUUACAUGAGCAUUAAC